AUGUUAAAUAAUGGUGGAAUUGCAGGAGUAGCUGGUAGUUUUAUAGUAGAUCUCUUAAUUGAUGGACCUGAAGAGUUAUUAAUUAAUGGUUAAUCUACUUUGUUAGGAUGCAUUCCUUAUGUUGGAAUAGGAUUUAGUGCUAUCAAAUUUAUUUCAAGGGUAUAUGUGUCAGAUUUCUUGAGUGAAAGUGAGAAAGUUUACCAUUGUACAUUAAUGGCUAUAAAAUCUGGAGGUACAAUAGGAUUAGGUUGCUUAGGUUAUUAAGGUGGUGCGGCUUUAGGCUCUUUAGCAGGCCCUGCUGGGAUUAUAUUUGGAGGCGUGAUUGGAGGCAUGAUUGGAGGAGCAACUGGUAAUUUAUUAGGGAGAGCUAUUGACAAUUCUACUUAAUUUAGUUUAUAAGUUGAUUUUUCAAAGGAGAAUAAAUCUAUUGUGAAAAAUGGAUAUUUAAUAAAUCCAGGUAAGCGCCCUCAUAUUAGAUGGGCACAUGUCAAGGAUAUGGUAAAUAGUUUAAUUUUGAUUGGUCAAACUGAGAAACAACUAACUUGUGUAAUACCUAAUAUUAGUAGGAACCUAACAGCAAUUGAUCCUGAUCAAGAUAUUGGAAUCGAAUUGAUUCAAUAUAAAUACUUAGGUCCAGAUGAUUCUUCUUAGAAAAUUACAUUUAGGCUGUUGGCAACCACCCAUGAUAAUAUCAACGAUUCUGAAGUGUUGGAAAAAUUACAACUAAAACAAAUUCAAAUUAUUGACAUAGCCGAAUUUGAAGUUAACUUAAAAUGCAUGUGA
This is a messenger RNA of Paramecium primaurelia, 783 nucleotides long. Lineage: Eukaryota; Ciliophora; Oligohymenophorea; Peniculida; Parameciidae. The record is from the annotation of a GenBank genome assembly.